AUGAGUAAGUUCGAUCUCCAUCCUCGCCGCGACGUAGGGUUCCGAUUCCUCCCCACCGACGAGGAGCUGGUCGUGAAUUACCUUCUCAGCAAGCUGAUCGGAGUCCCGCCCCCCUCUGACGACUACGUCAACGACUGCGACCUCUACGGCGACCUCGAGCCAUGGGAGAUCUGGCACAAGUUCCGAGGCCUCGGCUGCGAAGAAGAAGAAGAAGCCGACAACGAUCUCUACUUCGUUACGCCGUUUAAGAAGAGAACCGCGACCGGGUUGAGGAUCGACCGCAGCGUCGGAUCCAACGGCGGGACGUGGCACGGGGAGGAUUCCGGCAAGGAGGCGCAGACACCCGACGGGCUGGUUUCGUGGACUCUGAAGCGGUUCAGCUACAGGCCCAAGAAGAGCAAAGGGGAGAAGAAUGGACUUGGGCCGACGACUUCGUGGAUCAUGCAUGAGUACUGCCUGCUGGACCGGCCCAUCCCUUUUCUUGGGCUGGACUCUGCCGCCGCCACCAGGCUCGCAGUCUGCCGGAUUAGGAAGAAGCAAGAUUCUAAUUCCAAGAAGAGGAAGAACGACAAGGGACCCAAAGUGAUUUUCAUCGAUCUCGAGGACGAUGAUUACAACGGCGUCGUAGAGGUGGAAUCGUCAAUAAUUGACAACAAGCGACAGAAGGUCGAUACGACGCCGUUUCAAGCGGAGACUGAAAGUUGCUUGUCGGAAGUAAAAGAAGGCUGCGGCGGCGGAAACCCCGACGAAGGAGCAGUAGCCUCGUACGUAGCAGAGCUUGAGCGUUGCUUGUCGGAAGUAAAUGAAGAAUGCGGCGGCGGAAACGUCAAUGGAGGCGAAGGAGCAGUUGCUUCGUUUGAAGGGUGCUUGUCGGAAGUAAGAGAAGACUGCGGCGGCGACAACGGCGGCCACGAAGGAGAACUAGAAGAAGCUUUGUUCGAUGCGGAGAUUGAAGACUGCUUGGCGGAAGUAGAAGAAGAAGAAGAAGGCUGCUCCGGUGGUGACGGCGACGAAGAAGAAGACGAUGGAUCGUGGUUGGAAGCGGAGAUUGAAGGAUGCAUGUCGGAAGAAGAGCUGGCCGCCUCUACGACGUCGGAUUUCGAAGCCCUGAUUCAGCAGUACUUUUCAGCGGGCGCGGCGCCGGGAGUAGUAACGUCGUCGGCCGUCGCAGUCCCUAGCUACUGA
Molecule: messenger RNA, 1185 nt
Organism: Linum tenue
Lineage: Eukaryota; Viridiplantae; Streptophyta; Magnoliopsida; Malpighiales; Linaceae
Source: the annotation of a GenBank genome assembly